AUGCUGAUUUUCAUUUUACAUGGUUUGGGAGCAUCCAAGACUGACAAUGAAAUCCAACUUUGUGGAGAGAUUAAGCAGCUUUUAAAAGAUGCUGCUUCCUUUUCGCAGCCGUCUACAUUUGCACAAUCAGCCAAACUUAAGAGGAUGGUCAUAACUAAUGUUGUGCUAAUCUUUUGGUUUUGGAGGUCUACUGUUGCUUCCAUAUCUCAAAAAAUUGUGCAACCAAUUGGUAAUGAACUACAACGAUUUUGGCAAAUUCUUGUGUUAUAUUUUACCUCUUUUUCCUCUCACUGGUUAAUAACAAUUUGUCCAAGCAUGCAUGGGUCAUUCCAUCAUAUACCUAUCAAGUUUGGUAGGGCUGUAGACAUGCUUCUUAGUGACAUACUCCAGAAAUUAAAGUUUUUCCUUGAGCAAUUGGAUUGGAGGAUAACACAAAAUUUAAGAAAACCAGUUGUUCUAUCCUGGAAGACACGGGAUUCUUUAAACAACAAUGUCCUGGUUGGAAUCAUAUCCUGGUUGAUAUUGUGUACCAAGGUUAGCAAGUUUGUUGGUCGACUGGUCUAGAAGAACCAAGGGCUUAUCCAGCAAAAUAGUUUUAUUAACAUGCCCUUCCUCCUUGGAGAACCGUGAGAAUGAUGGUGGGUGAAUGCAAUUGUUCUCUCUACUUAUUGGAGCAUAUCCAUCAAACAAUCAUGGAUUGUUUUUCCAACAUUGUGCUUAAGUGAUUGGAGGAUGCUGCUGUGAUAUCUAGUAAUCAUCUAUUUGUACUUGUAGUGAUGAAGAACAAGGCAAAAGACCCAAGGGGGCAUGCAAUUCCAAAAUAUGGACACAUGGUAGGGAAGCUAAGAAUUUUCUUGUGUAGGAUAUGGUAUUUACAAUAGCAUACUUUUUAUUUACUUGAUAGAGAGGAUGCAUUUGUUAAGACAAAAUUGACUGUAUGACUGACAUAAGUCUCUAUUGUUAGUUUGAGCC
Molecule: messenger RNA, 972 nt
Organism: Gossypium arboreum
Lineage: Eukaryota; Viridiplantae; Streptophyta; Magnoliopsida; Malvales; Malvaceae
Exons: 8
Coding region: 1-564 (187 amino acids)
Source: RefSeq, a predicted model, not a curated record